CGGCGGCGAAGGCGCGGCGCGCGAUGGCAGCUGCCUAGCCCGGCGCGCGCGGAGCAGCCCGGAGCUGUGGCUGGCCAGACGGGGCGUGUGGACUGGGGACCCCGGGGUCGACGCCUCCCGGCAGGCAGAGAUGGGUACCGAACCCGGCGAGGGCAUCACUUUCUCCGUGCCGCCCUUUGCGUCCGCGGGCUUCUGCACCAUCCCGGAGGGCGGCAGCUGCCGGAGGGGAGGAGGAGCGGCGGCAGAGGGUGAGCUGAGCCAGCUGCCUCCUCCACCGCCGCCGCCGGGCAGUUUCUGGAACGUGGAGAGCGCGGCCGCUCCUGGCACCGGGUGCCCUGCUACCACCCCCGGGAGCAGCGCCACCCGAGGCCGGGGCAACACUGGCAGCGGAGGCGGUCGGAGGACCACCGUGGCUUAUGUGAUAAACGAGGCGAGCCAGGGGCAGCUGGUGGUGGCGGAGAGCGAGGCCCUGCAGAGCCUGCGAGAGGCGUGCGAGGCGGUGGGCGCCACCCUGGAGACGCUGCAUUUCGGGAAACUGGACUUCGGGGAAACCACCGUGCUGGACCGUUUUUACAACGCAGAUAUUGCUGUGGUGGAGAUGAGCGAUGCCUUCCGGCAGCCGUCCUUAUUCUACCAUCUUGGGGUGAGAGAAAGCUUCAGUAUGGCCAACAACAUCAUCCUCUACUGUGACACCAACUCAGACUCUCUUCAGUCCCUGAAGGAAAUCAUUUGCCAGAAGAAUACUAUGUGCACUGGGAACUACACCUUCGUCUCCUACAUGGUGACUCCGCAUAACAAGGUCUACUGCUGUGACAGCAGCUUCAUGAAGGGCUUGACGGAGCUCAUGCAGCCCAACUUCGAGCUGCUGCUGGGGCCCAUCUGCUUGCCUCUUGUGGACCGCUUUGUUCAGCUUCUGAAGGCGGCGCAGGCGAGUUCCAGCCAGUACUUCCGGGAAUCUAUACUCAAUGAUAUCAGGAAGGCUCGGAAUCUAUACACUGGGAAAGAAUUGGCGGCUGAACUGGCAAGGAUCCGGCAGCGAGUAGACAAUAUUGAAGUUUUGACAGCAGACAUUGUCAUCAACCUGUUGCUUUCGUACAGAGAUAUCCAGGACUAUGACUCUAUCGUGAAGCUGGUGGAGACUUUAGAGAAACUGCCAACCUUUGAUUUGGCCUCGCAUCACCAUGUGAAGUUUCAUUACGCCUUUGCACUGAACAGGAGAAAUCUCCCUGGAGACAGAGCAAAAGCCCUGGACAUCAUGAUCCCCAUGGUAAAAAGCGAAGGACAAGUUGCCUCGGAUAUGUAUUGUCUUGUUGGCCGCAUCUACAAAGAUAUGUUUUUGGAUUCGAAUUUCACCGACACUGAAAGCAGGGACCACGGAGCAUCCUGGUUCAAGAAGGCAUUUGAGUCUGAGCCAACCCUGCAGUCGGGGAUUAAUUACGCGGUCCUCUUGCUGGCAGCUGGGCAGCAGUUUGAAUCUUCCUUCGAGCUUCGGAAAGUUGGAGUGAAACUGAGCAGCCUUCUGGGUAAAAAGGGGAACUUGGAGAAACUUCAGAGCUACUGGGAGGUUGGAUUCUUUCUGGGAGCCAGUGUCCUGGCCAAUGACCACCUGAGAGUCAUUCAAGCCUCCGAAAAGCUAUUCAAACUGAAGACGCCAGCAUGGUACCUCAAGUCUAUUGUGGAGACAAUUUUGAUAUAUAAGCAUUUUGUGAAACUGACCACAGAGCAGCCCACGGCCAAGCAGGAACUUGUGGACUUUUGGAUGGAUUUCCUGGUGGAGGCCACAAAAACAGAUGUUACCGUCGUGAGAUUUCCCGUGUUAAUAUUAGAGCCGACCAAAAUCUAUCAGCCUUCUUACCUGUCUAUCAACCACGAGGUCGAGGAGAAGACAAUAUCUAUUUGGCACGUGCUCCCUGACGACAAGAAAGGGCUACAUGAGUGGGACUUCAGCGCUUCGGCCGUCCGGGGAGUCAGUAUCUCCAAAUUUGAAGAACGAUGCUGCUUUCUUUAUGUGCUUCACAAUUCUGAUGACUUCCAGAUCUACUUCUGCACAGAACUUCACUGUAAAAAGUUCUUUGAAAUGGUGAAUACCAUCACGGAAGAGAAGGGAAGGGGCACGGAAGAAGGAGACUGUGACACCAGUGACUCUCUGGAGUAUGACUACGAAUACGAUGAAAAUGGUGACAGAGUCGUGUUAGGAAAAGGCACUUACGGGAUAGUCUAUGCAGGUCGAGACCUGAGCAACCAGGUCAGAAUUGCUAUUAAGGAAAUCCCGGAGAAAGACAGCAGGUACUCCCAGCCUCUGCAUGAGGAGAUUGCUCUGCACAAGCAUCUGAAACACAAAAACAUUGUUCAGUAUCUGGGCUCGUUCAGUGAGAAUGGCUUCAUCAAGAUCUUCAUGGAGCAAGUCCCAGGAGGGAGUCUUUCUGCUCUCCUUCGUUCAAAAUGGGGCCCAUUGAAGGACAAUGAGCAAACAAUUGGCUUCUAUACGAAGCAGAUACUGGAAGGAUUAAAAUACCUUCAUGACAACCAGAUAGUUCACCGGGAUAUAAAGGGUGACAAUGUAUUGAUCAACACCUACAGUGGCGUUCUCAAGAUCUCUGACUUCGGGACAUCAAAGAGGCUUGCUGGCAUAAACCCGUGUACCGAAACCUUUACAGGUACCCUUCAGUAUAUGGCACCAGAAAUAAUCGAUAAGGGACCACGAGGCUAUGGAAAGGCUGCAGACAUUUGGUCUUUGGGCUGCACAAUCAUCGAAAUGGCUACAGGAAAACCACCAUUUUAUGAACUCGGAGAGCCGCAAGCAGCCAUGUUCAAGGUGGGGAUGUUCAAGGUCCACCCAGAGAUCCCAGAGCCCAUGUCUGCUGAGGCCAAGGCAUUCAUACUGAAGUGUUUUGAACCAGACCCGGACAAGAGAGCCUGUGCUAAUGACUUGCUUAUUGAUGAGUUCCUAAAAGUUUCCAGCAAGAAGAAAAAGACACAGCCCAAGCUUUCUGCUCUCUCGACUGGAUCAAAUGAGUAUCUUAGAAGUAUUUCCCUGCCGGUCCCUGUCCUGGUGGAAGACACCAGCAGCAGCAGCGAGUAUGGUUCUGUGUCUCCCGACACAGAGCUGAAGGCAGACCCCUUCUCCUUCAAAACCAGAGCCAAGUCCUGCGGGGAGAAGGAUGGGAAAGGGAUCCGGACACUCUUUCUAGGCAUUCCAGACGAAAACUUUGAAGACCACAGUGCGCCCCCGUCCCCCGAAGAGAAAGACUCCGGCUUCUUCUUGCUGAGAAAGGAUAGUGAGAGGCGGGCUACCCUUCACAGGAUCCUCACAGAAGACCAGGACAAGGUUGUGCGGAACCUCAUGGAAUCUCUGGCCCAGGGUGCUGAAGAGCCUAAACUAAAGUGGGAGCACAUCACAACCCUCAUCGCGAGCCUCAGGGAGUUUGUGAGGUCCACAGACCGGAAAAUCAUCGCCACUACGCUGUCAAAGCUGAAGCUGGAGCUGGACUUCGACAGUCACGGCAUCAGCCAGGUGCAGGUGGUCCUAUUCGGCUUCCAGGAUGCGGUCAAUAAAGUUCUUCGGAACCACAACAUCAAGCCACACUGGAUGUUCGCCCUGGACAGCAUCAUCAGAAAGGCUGUGCAAACGGCUAUUACCAUUCUGGUGCCAGAGUUGAGGCCACAUUUCAGCCUUGCGUCCGAGAGUGACACGGCUGACCCAGAAGACUUGGAUGUUGAGGAUGAGCACGAGGAGCCGCCUUCAAACCAGCCUGUCCAGAGGCCUCAGGCCGUGGUCGUUGUUGAGGACGCUGUGGCUACCUCGGGGGUGAGCACGCUCAGCUCCACUGUGUCCCACGAUUCCCAGAGUGCUCACCGGUCGCUGAGUGUGCAGCUCGGAAGGAUGAAAAUAGAAACCAACAGACUACUUGAAGAGUUAGUUCGGAAAGAGAAAGAGCUGCAAGCACUCCUUCAGCGAGCUAUUGAAGAGAAAGACCAAGAAAUUAAACACCUGAAGCUCAAGUCCCAACCCAUAGAUAUCCCAGGGUUUCCUGUGUGCCACCUGGACUCUCCUGGCACAGCCCACGAAGAUUCUGAGCUCGCUGGCUGGCUGAGAGCGAAUGGAGCUGAUGAAGACACUAUAAGUCGGUUUCUGGCCGAGGACUACACACUGCUGGAUGUUCUCUACUACGUCACACGUGAUGACUUAAAGUGCCUCAGACUAAGGGGAGGCAUGCUGUGCACGCUGUGGAAGGCCAUCGUCGACUUUCGGGACAAAUGCACCUGACAUGAGUACAGAACUGCUUGCUCCCCUGUGGGACAAGGAGCCAAGGGAGGAGAGGAAGAAGCUGCACUUUAAACCCAGUGUUUGUUUACUAGUGUCAAAAAAAAAAAAAAAAAAAAAAAAAGGACAAAACUCAUUGAAAUUUCCCAAGUUCUAUUUCUACAAAAUUCCAAAGGACUCACCAUAAAGGUUUUCAAAAUAAUCCUAGUUAAGAGCUCUAACGUCGAGGACUGUUUUAGUCUAC
Messenger RNA from Acomys russatus (golden spiny mouse), 4508 nucleotides. RefSeq names its product mitogen-activated protein kinase kinase kinase 5 (gene Map3k5). Lineage: Eukaryota; Metazoa; Chordata; Mammalia; Rodentia; Muridae. The record is from RefSeq and is a predicted model, not a curated record. Bases 131 to 4267 code for a protein of 1378 amino acids. Gene Ontology annotation, molecular function: MAP kinase kinase kinase activity; ATP binding. The transcript has 30 exons. Gene Ontology annotation, biological process: MAPK cascade; protein phosphorylation; intrinsic apoptotic signaling pathway in response to oxidative stress.